GUCAGGCGUCGGAAACAUUGCACAUCCAUACGUGCUGAGCAACUGUUUUGAUUCACUUAAACAACAAUGAUGCCUGAAUCGACAAAAGAGCAUUUAUCUGCACAAAUUCAUGAAACCUGGUUGAAAUGUAUCGAUUCUGGGGAAAUGACAUGGACAAUGGAACAACAAGAUGAUUCGUUGACAGGUUUAGAUUGGUUAAUUAAUUUCAAUCGAACUGUCAAUAUGAUUUCAUCAUUAACUGCCAUAACAAAAGAGCCAAUCGGAACUGGAGCAAUAACACAAGCGACAACAACAACAACAGCGGCAGUGAAGUCGAAUGCAUCAGCGCAGAAUUCUUACGUCAUACACCAUCAUCAUCAUCACCACCAUCAUCAUCAUCACCAUCAUCAUCAUCAUCGUCAUGGUGGUCGUCGUGACUCGCGACAACAUCUUUCAUCAUAGUACAUCGAAAAUAUGCUCCUGACACCAGUCAGGAUUAUUUCCUUUCUUAUUGCUGCCACUGGAAAGCCUUCCGUUUUAACUGUUUCGCACCACUGAACGAACAUGUAUGCCGUUGAACAAAACAACACACAGUUAACAAGAUGAUUGACUGUUGAAACAAUUGUACGUUGAUUGGUGCAUGUUUGUGUGGAAAUGUGUGUGUAUAUGUGUGUGUAUGUUUGUACAGAUCUAUUCCCCACAAGUCGCGUUAAAUGGUGGCUUGAUCCACUGAUUGAUGUGAUCAUCCUUUAUCUUCUCCAAUGUCUACGACAACUAGUUGAAGAACAUUCAAUCAUAUUUAACACAAACUCCAUUGCAUUGAUUAGUGCUUUUCAAAUACUUAUUGUUUCACUGAACUCUACUAUUAUUCUAAUGUUUUUCAAAAUAUUUUUUGCACAAACACACGUAGUUUGUAAG
Molecule: messenger RNA, 897 nt
Organism: Schistosoma turkestanicum
Lineage: Eukaryota; Metazoa; Platyhelminthes; Trematoda; Strigeidida; Schistosomatidae
Source: the annotation of a GenBank genome assembly